UAUGAAGUGAAUGUUAAUAAAUGAAUGAUAUUUUAUGUCCAAUCCUUAUUCAAGUAGUUGUGGUUAGUUAGAACAUAGUUUUUAAAAGUGGCACAAAACCAAAGAUGGAGUGAAUUUUGCAAUGGGUCUUUCUCAGAAAUGCAGGAAAAGUAUUUACUAUCCACAAUGCAGUCAAUGACCAUGGGCUUCAGAAGGCUGAUGACGAAUUUCCGUGGCUACAGUCCGGUCACCAAGUUCAGAAGAGGAGUGAAAGUGGCAUUCAGUGAUAAAUAUUUAUUUUACACAAAUGUUACAAUUUCCUUAAGUUUAUCAGCAUUAGGGGAUAUUGCAGAACAGAACUAUGAACUAUACUGCAAAGAAUUAGAAAACUAUGACGCGAAACGGACUUUACACAUGGCUUGUUCAGGAGUUGCUGUGGGUGUUUUGUGUCAUCAUUGGUACAAAGUUUUAGACAAAUUUAUCAUAGGAAAGACUGUUGACAUGGUUGUUAAGAAACUGAUACUUGAUCAGUUAAUUUUUUCACCUAUUAUGAUAGUAACUUUCUUCGGAAGUUUAGCCUUGUUUGAGGAGAACCCUUUAGAAAAUUUUAAAGAAGAAGUUAAAAGUAAAUUUGUUACCCUUUAUCAAGCAGAGUGGAUUGUAUGGCCCCCUGCGCAGAUCAUUAAUUUUUAUUUCCUCCCCACUAGAUACAGAGUAUUGUACGACAAUACGAUAUCAUUAGGAUAUGACAUAUACACCUCACAAGUUAAACAUAGUAAAGCAAAGAAAAUGUUUCGAGACAGUAAUGGAAAAAAAACCAGAUUCAUCUUGAUGAUUAUCAUCAUUUUUCUAGUACAAUUUACAUACUCAUGUAAUUAGUCAGUUUAAGUAUCAGUCGUUAAGAAGUCUACUUGCGUCAUUCGUGGUUACCUGUAAUAAAAGCGAUGCUGUGAUAAUCAACAAAAAAAUAUGACAAAAUACAUAUCUAUUAUUUAUAAUUUAACACUUUGAACAUCAAGAACGCUUAAAGACGCCGUGAGGUUUCGUACUAGCUCUCAGAACACUAACGAGUGUUACCUGUGACAUACCUUGUCAUACGCUUUCUCAAUCCCAACUCACGACAACUUUAAAAGUUCUCGGCGUAAAAGGGUUUUAAAUGACAUGCAAUGUUUGUAAGUAGUAAUUUUAUUUGCCUUAUUUAUUGUAUGUAUUAUAUGUCAAUUAUACAUAUUGUUACACAA
Cydia pomonella (codling moth) is the source of this 1220-nucleotide messenger RNA. RefSeq names its product mpv17-like protein 2. The record is from RefSeq and is a predicted model, not a curated record. The transcript has 2 exons. Lineage: Eukaryota; Metazoa; Arthropoda; Insecta; Lepidoptera; Tortricidae. Gene Ontology annotation, biological process: mitochondrial ribosome assembly. The coding region runs from base 139 to 858 and encodes 239 amino acids. Gene Ontology annotation, cellular component: cytoplasm; membrane.